Messenger RNA from Oryza sativa Japonica Group (Japanese rice), 786 nucleotides. Its product is annotated as receptor-like protein EIX2. Lineage: Eukaryota; Viridiplantae; Streptophyta; Magnoliopsida; Poales; Poaceae. The record is from RefSeq and is a predicted model, not a curated record. Gene Ontology annotation, molecular function: protein binding.
AUGGCCGUCGCCACCGCCGACGGCGGCCAGGUGACGAAUGGCUGCAAACCGCGCGAGAGGGACGCGCUGCUGGCGUUCAAGGAAGGCAUCACCGACGACCCCGCAGGCCUCCUCGCCUCAUGGCGACGACGACGACUUGGAGGAGGCCACGAGCUGCAGGACUGCUGCCGAUGGAGAGGUGUCCAGUGCAGCGACCAGACCGCCGGCCAUGUCAUCAAGCUCGACCUUCGCAACGCGUUCCAAGAUGAUCACCAUCACGAUGCCACUUUAGUCGGCGAGAUAGGCCAGUCUCUGAUUUCCUUGGAGCAUCUGGAGUACCUUGAUCUUAGCAUGAACAACCUCGAGGGUCCAACCGGCCGUCUUCCAGAGUUCUUGGGGUCUUUCAAGAGCCUGAGAUAUCUGAACCUCUCCGGGAUAAGGUUCUCCGGCAUGGUGCCACCACAUAUCGGUAACCUUUCGAAUCUCCAAAUUCUCGACCUAUCCAUCAGUACUGUCCAUCAGGAUGAUAUCUACUAUCUGCCGUUUCUCUACUCUGGGGAUGCUUCGUGGGAUAUACAAGAGGAAAAUGCUUCGGUGCCCCUAUCCUUACGAUGUGCCUAUGCGACUGGCCGGUGGGCCAGCCUUGGUCCUAAUGGUAACUUGAUGGAGGACAGGAGAGCUGCCCCCGGCAUGGGGGCAUCGCUGUUCCCGAGGGACCUUGCUACUACCCGGGUAAAGGCAUCCCCGGGUAAUAGCAUGCUCCGUCUAGCUGCCAUCAAUAGUGUCAAUGUUAGUUGGGGCGCGUAG